Molecule: messenger RNA, 1381 nt
Organism: Corylus avellana
Lineage: Eukaryota; Viridiplantae; Streptophyta; Magnoliopsida; Fagales; Betulaceae
Product: NAD(P)-linked oxidoreductase superfamily protein
Biological process (GO): L-ascorbic acid biosynthetic process
Cellular component (GO): cytosol
Molecular function (GO): L-galactose dehydrogenase activity
Source: RefSeq, a predicted model, not a curated record
AUUCUGUGUGGUACCCACUAGAGAUCCAAUCCAACUCAGUGCGAUCCAAACCCCACGUGCCACGGUUCUACCACUUGGCCUUUUAAAUCUUGUUUCACUCAAUUUUCCUUUUAACCGUUAACACUUUCUUUCCCGGGGAUCUUCACUCUCAAGUUUUCUCGCUUCCCAAACACCCUCGGCACGGACACAGAACCCUGGAACGAAUGGCUUCGUCGCCGGCCAAGGUCGAGCUCCGGGAGCUUGGGAACACUGGGCUCAAGCUCAGUUGUGUGGGCUUCGGGGCGUCGCCUUUCGGCAAUGUCUUCGGCCAAGUCUCCGAUGACGAUGCCAUCACCUCCGUCCGGGAGGCCUUUCGCCUAGGCAUCAACUACUUCGACACCUCUCCAUAUUACGGAGGGACUUUGUCAGAGAAGGUACUUGGUAAGGCACUAAAAGCUGUAGGAGUUCCAAGACACGAGUAUAUUGUAUCAACAAAGUGUGGGCGGUACAUUGAUGGUUUUGACUUCAGUGCCGAUCGAGUGACUAGGAGCAUUGAUGAGAGCUUGGCAAGGUUGCAGCUAGAUUACGUUGAUAUCCUGCAAUGCCAUGACAUUGAAUUUGGAUCUCUAGAUCAGGUUGUGAAUGAGACUAUUCCUGCACUUCAGAAAUUAAAGGAAGCAGGGAAGAUCCGUUUUCUUGGAAUUACUGGACUUCCUUUGGAAAUUUUUACUUAUGUACUUGAUCGGGUGCCACCUGGCAUAGUGGAUGUAAUUCUGUCUUAUUGCCACUACAGUAUUAAUGAUUCAACAUUGGAGGAUUUACUACCUUACCUAAAGAGCAAAGGGGUUGGUAUAAUUACUGCUUCUCCACUUGCAAUGGGUCUUCUUACUGAGAGUGGUCCUCCAAGUUGGCACCCAGCUUCACCUGAACUCAAGUCUGCAUGCCAAGCUGCUGCUGCCUAUUGUAAAGAAAAGGGGAAAAAUAUUUCAAAGUUAGCUAUGCAAUAUAGCCUGUCAAAUAAAGACAUUUCAUCUGUGCUGGUUGGAAUGAACUCUGUUAGACAGGUUGAGGAGAAUGUUGCUGCUGCUCUGGAUCUCGAAACUGCUGGGAAAGAUGAGGAAACUUUGUCAGAGCUUGAAGCUAUCCUGAAACCUGUGAAGAAUCAAACAUGGCCAAGUGGAAUCCAACAGAGAUAACUACUGCCUUCAUGUUGGUGAAUUAUUUCUGUUCGCCCAGUAAUAAAUAACAAACUAAUCCAUUUGAAGGCAAAUUCAAAUACUUAUAUGCUUGUCAUCUAAGCAUACACUAUGCAUCAUUUCUUUUUCUGGGACAGAAUGUAGACAUUAUAUAUUGUGAUUUUGGAGUAAUGUGAUAAGGUUCGCCUCUGCUAGCCAAAAGGAAA